Alligator mississippiensis (American alligator) is the source of this 2107-nucleotide messenger RNA. RefSeq names its product cyclin dependent kinase inhibitor 1B (gene CDKN1B). The coding region runs from base 352 to 849 and encodes 165 amino acids. The record is from RefSeq and is a predicted model, not a curated record. The transcript has 3 exons. Gene Ontology annotation, cellular component: nucleus; cytoplasm. Gene Ontology annotation, molecular function: protein-folding chaperone binding; cyclin-dependent protein serine/threonine kinase inhibitor activity. NCBI's taxonomy places the organism in Eukaryota, Metazoa, Chordata, Crocodylia, Alligatoridae. Gene Ontology annotation, biological process: negative regulation of cell population proliferation; G1/S transition of mitotic cell cycle; regulation of cell cycle.
UCAUUUUCUUCUUCGUCAGCCUCCCUUCAAUCGCCAUAUUGGGCAAGCGAGAAGAGGGCUCGUCUUUUUCUUGUUUUUUUCCGCCUUUCUUUUGCACCCCCCUCCUCCCCCCGCUACUACGCCGCGCCUGUGACACCGGCCGCCGCUCGCCGCGCGCCCGGAGCUGCCCGCCUUGCUCCGGGGGGCCCCGCCGCGCCCCCUCCCCGCCCGCGGGGCUGCUUAUGCGAUUGCUGGCCGGGGCCGCGAGCGCGCUGCGGGCCACUCAAAAGAAAAGGAAAAAGAAGAAAAAAAGGGGGGUGGGGGGGAGCGCGGCGCGGCCACCCCCAGCGGCAAGAGGGGGGCGGGGGGGACAUGUCCGACGUGCGCAUUUCUAAUGGGAGCCCGACCCUGGAGCGGAUGGAGGGGAGGCAGGCGGAGCACCCCAAGCCGUCCGCCUGCAGGAGCCUCUUCGGGCCGGUGGAUCACGAGGAGCUGAGCAGGGACUUGCAGAAGCACCGGCAGGAGCUGGAGGAGGCCUGCCAGAGGAAGUGGAACUUCGACUUCCAGCUCCACCGGCCCCUGCGCGGCCGCUUCGAGUGGCGGGCGCUGGAGCCCGGCGCCUCGCCCGACUUCUACUCGCGGCCGACGCGGCUGCCCAAGGGCAAGGGCGCGGGGGACACUCGCUGCGCGCCGCGCGCCGCCUGCGCCGACCCGGCCGCCGGGCAGAGGAAGCGGCCGGCCCCCGACGACUCCUCUCCUCAGAAUAAAAGAGCCAACACAGCAGAAGAAGAAGUCUCAGAAGACUCCCACAGUGCCAGCACAGUGGAGCAAACGCCCAAGAAAUCCAGCCCAAGACAACAUCAAACGUGAACUGUGUAGAGUUCAUCUGCAUUUCCUCCUUCAUCUGGAUGCCCCAGUGGUGGAUGAAGCCAGGGAGAUGUAAAGGUCUAUUACAAAUUAAUAAAAAAAAAUACAUAUCGUUGAUUCUCCAUGGGAUGGAGAUCUUGUACAAGCACUGAAGAAAAAACAAAACAAAAAAAAAACACAAAACGACAAAAAAAAACAAAACAAUAACACUAAAAUUUUAGGCACUCUUAAAAGAUCUGCCUCUAAAAGCAUUGGAUGUAGCAUUGUGCAAUUAGGUGUUUCCUUAUUUGCUUCUUUGUACUACCUGUGUAUAUAGUUUUUACCUUAUGUAGCACAUAAACCUUUUGGGGGGGGAGGGAGGGGAGGGAGUGGAAAAAGGUGAGUGACUGAAACUUGCUUUCACAAGGUAGCAAGGGGAGAACUGUAUGAAGAGAAGAAGCAGUGUAGGCUUUUUUUUAUCACUUAAAGAUGUAUUGUCCCUUUAAAUGGGGUUCUACAAUGUCCAACCCCUCCCCCCCUUUUUAUUUUAAUGCACCAUAAUGGUAACACUGGUUUCAGCAGGCCAUUAUAGCUUGCUUGUGAAGUUUUUACUUAUUACAUUAAGCUGAAAAAAGAGGUGGGAGCUCUGACGUUUCCGUUAUGUAGCAACAAAAAGUUUAUUAUUUUAUUAAUAUUAUUCUUCCUGGAACUCCUUAAAUCCCUUAAACCAGUAGAACUACUAUAAAAUUCUUUAAAUUUGUCCCAUCUGUAGCAUUGCUUGAAUGUUGCCAAAUGAAUCGGUAGAGUUCAUACUUCAAAACUAGAAUACUGUGUUUUUCUUUUUUUUUCCUGAUCUUACCCAGCUUCCUAAUAUUCCUGGUUGAAAAGGGAUACUACAUCUUUAAACAGUAUUUCUACAUUGCCUGUGUAUCUGUAUGUAAAAAUAAAAAAAAGUUUGAAGUGUACCUGUGUACAUAACUCUGUAAAGACACUGAGAAAUUAUACUAACUUAUUUAUGUUAAAAGAUUUUUUUAAUCUAGAAAAGGAUAUUUUUCCCCAUAAAGCCAAAGUGGCAUGUUUUUGUGCAUUUGUAAAUGCUCUAUUUGGUAGAAUUUUUAGUUUUGGUUUAUUUUUUCCUUUUUCUGUUAAUUAAUAUGGCUGUGCUUAAACGAUUGCAGACUGAGCCAACUUUAAUAUUUUUUUGUAAUGCAUAAGAAAUAAAGUUGCAUAUGGAUACUGUUUCACAUCAAGCAAUCAAUAAAGAAAAGUGCCAUAUAUAAGA